Messenger RNA from Mytilinidion resinicola, 960 nucleotides. RefSeq lists its product as uncharacterized. The transcript has 2 exons. NCBI's taxonomy places the organism in Eukaryota, Fungi, Ascomycota, Dothideomycetes, Mytilinidiales, Mytilinidiaceae. The record is from RefSeq and is a predicted model, not a curated record. Bases 1 to 960 code for a protein of 319 amino acids.
AUGCCUCGACAUCGGUAUAGACGAUCCCGUCCACCCCCAAAAGUGAAGAAAGAAGAGCGCAACGUAGUUAGCCCCGUAUCCACAGCUAUCACGAAGCCCAAGGUACCACAUGCGGCAACAUCAAUGCACCGUUUCUCUCAACUGCCAGCGGAGCUUCGUGUAAUAGUCUGGGAGAAUGCUCUAGAACCGGUGGGGCGACAGGUGGUGACGCUAAGCCGCAACAUAGGUGAUACCAAAAUCACUGUCACUCCGCCGCCCAUUGGCAUAUUCUCCGCACAGUCGGAAGCUCGAGCCCAUGCUCGAGCGGAAAUGUACCGCCGCGGCUAUGUGCUGUACCUUAUGACAUCCACGUCUUUUUCUCGACCGGUAACGGAGAUCUAUUUUAACUUCGAUCGUGACAUCCUCCAUGUUCACUCCGAUCUUUCCGGAACUCCGCCAUCUCCGGGUCAGCACAGAGACAGCAUGUAUCGCAAGCUGGCCACUAUUGCCGCGCUCCUAGAUCCUCAUCAAAUCGGCCAAGUUCAUUAUCUAGCCGUCUCUUGCUUGCCUGACGCUAAUAAGAUGAGCCUUCAGGAGGAAACCUCCGCUACCAUCGAGCUCCACAAGUUCAAGAAACUCCACUCAUUCCGGUUAGUUGUAAACUAUGUACCAGAGGACCUUGGCAAGAAAUAUAAGACUAGGGAAGAAAUUGGCAAGAUGAUGAAGAGUCUGUGGGAAGAUAUUGCGGGCCACAUCGCACGGCAUGAUAGGACUUGGAACAAACCGUACAUUCAGAUAUGCCUCCAAGAACUUACGUGCGAAGACAGCAGAAGUGAGACUGAGAUGGAGGAGGAUGAAAUCUUUUUGGAAGGGGACGAUGGUCUGAGUCUAGAGCUUAAUACGACCCUUGCGGAUCUAGACGACGACGUUGAGGAGAUGCUCGCAGGCUUCUACAACUCGUCUCAGAUGCACUACGAUUGA